CCCCCCCAAAACCACAGAGCUGCCUGCAACACACGCUCGCAGAGGGAGCGAGAAAGCUAGAGAGAGAGGGGAGAGGAGCGUGCAGCAAGCAGCUUCUCAGCAGAACGGCUACAUUGCACAAGCUGCUUUUCUGGAGGAGCUCAGUGGAAGAAAGCUUUGGGAUUUUAUUUUAGAUCCAUUUUAUUUUGUUUUCUUUGGCUUUCCCCUUCCUCUUGAUCAUUUGCAACAACAACAAAAAAAAGUGACUUGGUAUUGGCGAUUCGGCCUUCUGCUCAUUGAGAAAAAAAGAAAGUGUGUGUGUGAGAGAGACAGAGUGAUUUCUUUUUAGGAGCCAAGAAAACCCACCCCGCUCCGGAGAGGUGUUUUUAUUAUUAUAAUACACACACACACACACGUACUUAUAGUCGAUCUGGGGUGAGGGACCUAACUUUGCUCUGGACUUUUUACAUGGUGAUCAUUCUUACUCUAAUUUGCAAGUUGGACUAAAGCAGAGGUUGGAAAAGAAUUUUUUUUUGCUUUAGGGCUGGAUUUAUUUGCAAACCGCAGGAAGAAGAAAAUACAAGAGAGAGAGGGGUUUGGUGCAGCGCUGCGAUCACGGAUUUCAGAUGUGUGCUAAGCCUGUUGGAGUGAGCACGCUUCAGGGCACUGAUGGAGACGAGAGCUCAGAAUGGCAGCGGGUCGCAGUCCUUGCUACAGGUUCGGCGUGACACUGGGAGGCCGCACGGGGAGCCCGACCUGAGGGAUGUCCUGACGCAGCAGGUUCACGUGUUGUCUUUGGACCAGAUAAGGGCCAUCCGAAAUACAAAUGAGUACACGGAGGGACCGACAGUGGCUCCGCGACCAGGGGUCAAAUCUACUCCUCGUGUAGCAACUCAACACAAAAAUGAAAGGCCUCAUGGCUUGCCUGAACAUCGUCAUUUUAGCCGGAUUCAGCAUACGCAAAUGCACACUUCUCCUCGGGCGCCUCUGUCCCGCUCCAUCAGCACAGUCAGUACAGGUUCACGGAGCAGUACAAGGACAAGUACGAGCAGUAAUUCCUCCGAACAAAGACUUUUAGGAUCAUCUUCGGGGCCAGUUGCCGACGGGAUAAUCCGAAUGCAGCCCAAGUCUGAGCUCAAGUCAAGUGAGCUGAAGCCACUGAGCAAAGAAGACUUGGGAGCGCAUACCUACAGGUGCGAGGACUGUGGAAAAUGUAAGUGUAAGGAGUGCACUUAUCCGAGGACCCUCCCGUCGUGUUGGAUCUGUGACAAGCAGUGUCUUUGCUCAGCCCAGAACGUGGUUGAUUAUGGGACUUGCGUGUGCUGCGUGAAGGGCCUCUUCUACCACUGCUCUAAUGAUGAUGAGGACAACUGUGCGGACAACCCCUGUUCUUGCAGUCAGUCACACUGCUGCACGAGGUGGUCUGCCAUGGGUGUGGUGUCCCUCUUUCUGCCUUGCUUGUGGUGUUACCUACCGGCCAAGGGUUGCCUUAAAUUGUGCCAGGGCUGUUACGACCGGGUAAAUAGACCUGGGUGCCGCUGUAAACACUCAAACACGGUUUGCUGCAAAGUUCCCAGCGUCCCCCCCAGGAACUUUGAAAAGCCGACAUAGCAUCACUAAUCGGAAAUAUUAAAGUAAUAAGGGUUAUUUUAACGUAUAUAUGCAACCAACUAAGCAGCUAUGGUCCUGGCACUGUAGUAGAAGGGUUGGGGAUAUACUUUGCUGUUUGCAGUGAACUGCUUUUCCGUGUGUGUGCCAUCUUAACUGAUAUGCUUGUUAGAAUCCAGCUAAUGGGAUACAGAAAAAAAUGGGAUUCAGUACAUUGUGACCCACAUAUUGCAUAAGCUAAAGCAACACAGACACUCCUAGGCAACUCUAUUGUUUGUGAAUAGUACUUGCAAAAUUUGUAAAUUAGCAAAUGACUCCUUUUUUCAUUGUUUUCUGCCAGAGAUAAUGUGCUAUAUUUUUGUAUAUACAAUAAUAUUUUCAACUGUGAAAAAUAAGUGGUGUCAUAAGACAUGGCACAGUCACAAAAUAUUAUACUAAUAUGUUGUACAUUCGGAAGAAUGUGAAUCAAUCAGUAUGUUUUUAGAUUGUAUUUUGUCUUACGGAAACCUUCUAUUACAAGACUCUGAUUUCCCUCUGGACUUCAUGUAUAUUGUACAGUUACAGUAAAAUUCAGCCUUUAUUUUCUAAUUUUUUCAACAUAUUGUUUAGUGUAAAGAAUAUUUAUUUGAAGUUUUAUUAUUUUAUAAAAAGAAAUAUUUAUUUUAAGAGGCAUCUUACAAAUGUCACCCCUUUUUAUGAGGACGUCAUAGUUGCUGCAAAUAAGGGGUGAACGAUGCAUAUGUUCACUAUAAAAUAGAAAAUAUAUUAACGUUUGAAAUUAAA
This is a messenger RNA of Struthio camelus australis, 2370 nucleotides long. It is a transcript of the gene SPRY2, whose product is annotated as sprouty RTK signaling antagonist 2. Gene Ontology annotation, biological process: animal organ development; negative regulation of fibroblast growth factor receptor signaling pathway; negative regulation of MAP kinase activity. Gene Ontology annotation, cellular component: cytosol; membrane. NCBI's taxonomy places the organism in Eukaryota, Metazoa, Chordata, Aves, Struthioniformes, Struthionidae. The record is from RefSeq and is a predicted model, not a curated record.